This is a messenger RNA of Vanessa atalanta (red admiral), 1489 nucleotides long. RefSeq names its product pickpocket protein 28-like. The record is from RefSeq and is a predicted model, not a curated record. Gene Ontology annotation, cellular component: membrane. NCBI's taxonomy places the organism in Eukaryota, Metazoa, Arthropoda, Insecta, Lepidoptera, Nymphalidae. Gene Ontology annotation, molecular function: ligand-gated sodium channel activity. Bases 95 to 1489 code for a protein of 464 amino acids. The transcript has 10 exons. Gene Ontology annotation, biological process: sodium ion transmembrane transport.
UACAGACACAAGGUACAUCUUCGAACCUUCGUUUAGCCACAACGAGCGAGUAACUUGGAUUAUCAUCGUUGUUAUUAGUAUCAGCAUCUGCGCCAUGAACAUCAUACAGCUGGUUAGCAAAUGGACAUCCACUCCCUUCGUCAACGUUAUUGACUCUUUGCCAACACCGAUAUGGGCUGUUCCCUUUCCGAGUGUGGUUUUAUGUCCUCACUUGCAUAUCAAGUUGUCGUUUGCAAACGUCUCCAAGUUAAAUGAUAUGGAAAGUUUUUUCGCAUCUUUAGUAUGCCCUCAAAUGGAUGAAAGAAAAUUCGAAAGAGAGGAACGCCUCAGUGUCGUAGAAAACAAAAUGUUACAAGAUUUCAUAUUAAAGGGAUCGCCAACAUGUUCAGACUUAGUGAAAGUAUGUCAUUGGCGCUCUGGAUACGAUACGGCUUGGUUUAGAAAUGACUGUUGUGAGAAACUGUUGAAGCCUAUCUUCACUGAGUACGGACUCUGUUACACAUUCAACAGCCUACCAUUGAACGGAAUGACAAAUGAAACAAUAGCUUGGCAGAAAACCUUCAAUCGAAUCUCUUCUACCGAUCCUCUGGAAUGGGAUCUCGACAGCGGUUAUCCAAAGGUUUUUCCUCCAAAACCUGGUACAUUACCCCUCAGGGUUAUGGCGUCGGGAGAAGUCAAUGGAUUAAGUAUUGAACUAUAUUUAAACACAAGUGAACAUCAAUAUGAUUGUGAUGGAAAUAAUGUUGGAUUCAAUGUUUUGAUCAGCUCACCAACAGAUCACGUUUAUACUAGUACCAUAUUACGCCUACCCAUGGACAGGAUGACGACUAUAGAAGUUUCACCAAUAACAUACAAGACAGACACGUCCUUAAGAGCACUGUCUCCAGAUCAGAGGCAAUGUUUUUUCCAGAACGAAAGAAAACUUCAAUAUUAUGAAUUUUAUACGGAUACGAAUUGUAAAUUAGAUCUGAGAAUUCGAGAAACUAUGAAACACUGUAGAUGCGUACUGUAUAAUUGGCCAAGAAAAUACGUAUGGAAUCCGAUAUGUUCAACUAAAUUGGAUUUCCAAUGCGUUGCAGAAGUUAAAGUUAAAGUGGGGGAACAGCUAAUUUAUGCGUAUUAUGCAGACAGUGAAGAACAAAGGCAGCCACACGAGGGUGCAACUUCUUGCUACCCAGCCUGUAAUGAUAUUCUGUACUCCACGCAGGUCUACUAUUCCGACCUCAUUAGAGAUCAUAAUAGUGGUAAAGCAAACGUGGGCAAAUCAGAUAAAGGAGAAAAGACACACAUAAAUAUACACUUCUACGAUGACAUGUUCCUGGGUCAACAUCGUCACGCUCAGUACGAUGACUAUUAUUUCGCAGGGGCCAUUGGCGGUCUCCUCAGCCUGUUCUUGGGAUUCAGCAUCAUAUCGGUUGCUGAACUGGUUUACUUCGUCAUGUUAAAACCAAUACAUAUUGCUUUCAAAGAUAGUUAUUAUAAAAAAUGA